Messenger RNA from Gordionus sp. m RMFG-2023, 1581 nucleotides. Its product is annotated as 52 kDa repressor of the inhibitor of the protein kinase-like. The record is from RefSeq and is a predicted model, not a curated record. The transcript has 3 exons. Lineage: Eukaryota; Metazoa; Nematomorpha; Gordioida; Chordodea; Parachordodidae. Bases 1 to 1581 code for a protein of 526 amino acids.
AUGGAUUCUUUAAAAGAAAUCUCAAUGAAUCAAAAGAUAUCAAUAUCCAAUGUAUUGAAUAAAAAAAAUUUUGAUAUUGUUACAAAAAAUCGAUCAAGAAUAAUUAUAAUUAUUGAUGCUAUCAUUUGGUUAGGGAGGCAGGGCUUGGCGUUAAGAGCUCAUAGGAUAUCUCCUGGCCCCCUAACACUUACAUCCCCUUCUCACAAUGAAGGAAAUUUUAAGGAAUUAUUGAAAUUUUUAUGUAAUAAUAAUGACAACUACCUAAAGCUUUUUGAAAGCUCCUCUAAAAAUGCUACUUACCUAAGUCCCACUAUUCAAAAUGAAAUAAUAUCAAUAUGCAAUCAGUUUAUAUUAAAGAAAGUUUCUUCAAAAGUCAAAGCAUCACCAUUUUUUAGUGUUUUGGCGGAUGAAACUUCCGAUAUUGGUAAUAUUGAACAACUAUCCAUAGCAAUAAGGUUUAUUGAUAUGGAAUCAGGUAAUUAUAAAAUGAAGGAACUAUUUGUUCAAUUUAUUGAAUUACCUGACACUAAGUCAGAAACGAUUGCUAAUCAAAUUAUUAAAUCACUUCAAAACCUGGAUUUAAAUCUACUGAGAGGCCAAGGGUACGAUGGAGCUCCCUCGAUGAGUGGCCAUGUUAAAGGGGUCCAGUCAAUAAUUAGAGAGCUUUAUAGCACAGCUCUUUAUGUUCACUGCAGUUCACAUUGCCUGAAUUUGAUGAUAACUGAGGCAUGUGAAAUUAGAGACAUCCGGAACAGUUUACAAACAAUAUCGUCGGUUUGUGACUUCUUUACCCCACCCAAGAAGAGGGAGAUUUUUACCCAAACGUUCGAUGAAAUUGAUUCAAAAAAUUCAAAAAAAAAAUUCAAAAGAUUUUGUCCCACAAGAUUCAUUGAAAGACAACAAUCGGUGAAGGUUUUCAUCGAGUUAUAUGAGGUUAUUUUUGCGGCACUGGAAUCAUACAUAUUACGCAAAGAAAAAGAUUCCGCAGAUGCGGAAAAUCAUUUACAGGCUAUUACGAAGCCUCAAUUUUUAAUUUCAAUUCAAUGUGUUUAUUUUUUAUUUAAUUAUACAUAUGAUUUUAGCAAAAUGUUACAAAAAAUUGAUUUGGAUUUAAGGGAGGUUAUGAAUAGGGCAAAGGAUAUUGUUGAAAUAUUAACAAAUAUCAGAGAUAAUGUGGAUGAAAAAUUUCACGAAAUAUAUGAGAAAGUAAAGGAGAUCGCUAAUAUGUUUGGGAUUGAAAUUUUUAAACCUAGAGUAGUUUCUAGACAAUCCAAUCGCUCAAAUAUUGAUGCAUCUACGAUUGAGGAUUUUUAUAAAAUUAACAUUUUUAUUCCACUUAUUGAUACAUUUUUAUUUCAAUUAAAGGAAAGAUUUAUAAGUCACAAUUUUAUUUUAAAAAGCUUUUAUUUUCUUUUGCCGGUUGAGUCUGAAUUGUUGAUUACACUUGAAACGCGAGAGGAUAUUAAGAACAUCUCAGAGUUUUAUUCUGAUGAUUUAUUAGGGUCGUAUGAUAAGUUACUUUGUGAUGGAGAAUUUUGGUAUAAAAAUCUUGGCAGAAUAGAACUUAUCAAAUUGAACUGA